CUAGCUUUGAAUGGAUUCAGUCACUCACGGCCUGCACGGAAGUUCUCUUUCUGUCUAUCCACAUAACAUAACACACGUGUGUGGCACACACACAACAGUCAGUCAGUCCAUUUGCUACUAUAGGCAAUCCAAUCAAUACAAUCCACACACACGUGGCGCCACGUGGCUGCUGUGCUGUGCUGGGCUGGGCGGCCGGUUCCUUCGUUCGUUGAGUCAGUCAGUAGACGUAGAUGCCGUAAGCCGUAGCGACACAGAAGAGGGUCUCAUUGCGGUAGACCUCCGACACGCACGUGUCGGUAUCGCCGUCCCAGAAGCAGCGGCUGCCCACCCUCACGCCCUGCCCCCGCUGCUCGCCUAUCACCACCUGCACUAUCAGCUUGUACCGCGGCAAAUGCAGCUCCUUCAGACGGUCCUUGACCUCGUCAGCCACGGCCUUGGUUAGCACGGGAGUCUGGUCGGCGUGAUACUGCGCCUGGUCUGCCAAAUAAAUUGAACCAAAAUGAUGCAGGGCGGACUCCACAGGGAGGAAUGCAUGCAUUCACACGGUGCGUCUGUGGCUCUCCGUGGUGACCGCUCUGCGUACCUACCGAGUUUGGCUGUGAGUACUUCUCUGAGUAUUUCCUUGACGGGCUGCGGGCGGAACUUGUCUUUGUAUGACGGGUGGGUGAUGUAGGUGUUCUCCACCUUCUUGCGCUCCAUUUUGGCGUUGGGGAUAUACACAAGACGCCCACAACACAGAAGGCUCAG
This is a messenger RNA of Vitrella brassicaformis, 747 nucleotides long. NCBI's taxonomy places the organism in Eukaryota, Vitrellaceae. The record is from the annotation of a GenBank genome assembly.